Molecule: messenger RNA, 679 nt
Organism: Diachasma alloeum
Lineage: Eukaryota; Metazoa; Arthropoda; Insecta; Hymenoptera; Braconidae
Exons: 3
Coding region: 40-678 (212 amino acids)
Source: RefSeq, a predicted model, not a curated record
UGUGAGCGUUCAAACCAGCAGGGAGUUUAAACGAUAAUCAUGACUACUGGGCGAGGGUUUCUCACGGCAUUAUCAAUUAUCCUUGUCGGGAGCGAGGCCGUUGGAAGGACUUAUCAAGCCCGCGCUGGAUACGAUCUGAGUAAUGGUCCAGUCACGUACGAGGCGUAUUACCCCGAGGAUGCUCCUCAAGUCCGUCAACCCCUCGAAAAAUCUUAUCAAACAUCUUACGACAGUUACCCGGACAGCUCAGAUCACCAUCAACAGUCCCCCCAAGAUGAUAUUACCCCCUGGAGGCACAACCCUCCGCCAUACGUCAAUCAAUACCGUCGGGAACAGCCACCUCACACCGAGCUCGAGGACGCUCUCAAGAUGUUGAUUGACGCCAUUAGGGGCGAGAGAAUAGCCCGUCCAGCCAUAACUGAACUCUACAUUAAAGAACCAUCAAGUAACCGGAAAAUCGACGAUGAUGAGGUCGAGAACAUUUUUAAACCCCGACCACAGGUCAUCAACUAUGUUUUUGGCGGGGGGGAAGGGGCGGGGGAUUCUCUCAGUAACAGGGGGGUAGUGCAGGGGGAGGAGGUGCCCCAGGUGGCGGCUAUUGAGGUGAGCGAAAAGCCUCAUAAGAUUCGGCAUCAUCAUGGCGAGAAGUUACGACGCAAUCGAGUGGCGGAGGCUUAAG